GAGUGUUCUUCACAAACACAAAACACAAGUUCUUGUUGAUUCACUUAGAAGAUCAUCUAAGUGGAUUGUUUCUCUCCAUUGUAUCUCAUUAGUUAUUUCGUGUUAACCCGGUGAUCCUAGAGGGGCGAAAUUAAACUAAUAGGAAAGCGUAGUUUCCGUGCCUUGGAGUGGAUAUCCGGUUCUCUCAUUGAUCACAAAUCUAACAAUCUAUUAGUUUAAUUUUCUUUCUUUUCGGAUAUGGCUCAAUCACUCAAGGACAUGACUAUGAACUUCCAAAAGUUGGAUAAGUUUGAGGGGUGGGCUAUCGGAGGUGGCAAAAGAAGAUGCACUUCUUGUUGACCGCCUUGAAUGUGGUGUAUGUGUUAUCAACUCCUAUGCCACCACUCCCGGAAGAUGGAGAGGAAGAGCCUCUUGAGACUACUAGGAAGAGGAUAAAGUGGGAGAAUGAUGACUACAUUUGUCGUGGUCAUAUUCUCAACUCUCUCACCGACCCGUUGUUUGAUCUCUACCAAAAUGUGGAGAGUGCAAAGGAACUUUGGGAUGCUCUUGAGGCCAAGUACAUUUCGGAAGAUGCUUCAAGUAAGAAAUUCCUUGUUAGUAAUUUUAAUUCUUUUAAAAUGACUAAUGAUCGGCCUAUUAUGGAGCAAUUCCAUGAGGUUCAUCAUAUUUUGAACCAAAUAAGAUCACAUGGUAUGGUGAUGGAUGAGGCAAUUGCGGUUGCCUCAAUCAUUGACAAAUUACCAAAUUCUUGGAAAGAUACAAAACAUCUUUUAAAACAUAAAAAGGAAGACAUGUCCAUGGAGCAAUUAGGAACUCAUCUUCGUAUUGAAGAGGGGAUCCGGGCUCAAGAUGGGGUUAAGGAUACUACUCCUAGUAUUCCUAAAUCUACCGUUAAUUUGGUAGAGGUUGGUGGGUCUAGUAAGACCAAGAAAUCCAACAACAACAACAACAACAACAAUAACAAAACCAAUGUUGCAAACAAGAAGAGGAAGACCCUCUCUUGUUGGAUAUGCAAUGGUCCUCAUCUUAAGAGGGAUUGUCCUUCUAACAACAAGAAGAAGACAAAGAACACACAACCUAGUGUUGUUCAAAACCAAGGUUGAUGAUUCUUGGUGGAUAGAUUCGGGAGCCUCUAGACAUGUGUGCAAUAACAAGGAUUUCUUCAAGUCUUUGAAAGAUUUGGAUGAUGGUCCAAUCUUGUAUAUGGGGAAUGAUUCUACGGUAAAGGCUAGAGGCAUAGGCCAAGUAGAAUUUUGUUAACCUCGGGAAAGACUUUAACUCUCCGGGAUGUUGUGUAUGUACCGGAAGUUAGGAAGAAUCUUGUGUCGGAGGUCUCUUGAAUAAGUAUGGUUUUAAAGUUGUUUUUGAGUCGGAUAAAUUUGUACUUUCCAAGGGUGGUAUUUUUGUUGGACAAGGUUUCUUUUGUAAUGGAAUGUUUAAAUUUAGUAUUGAUAAUAAAAUUGGUACUAGUUCUAUUUACAUGCUUGAUGUUUCUUCUCUAUGGCACAAUCGUUUAUGUCAUGU
This is a messenger RNA of Beta vulgaris subsp. vulgaris (sugar beet), 1524 nucleotides long. RefSeq lists its product as uncharacterized. The transcript has 2 exons. The record is from RefSeq and is a predicted model, not a curated record. Bases 324 to 1103 code for a protein of 259 amino acids. NCBI's taxonomy places the organism in Eukaryota, Viridiplantae, Streptophyta, Magnoliopsida, Caryophyllales, Amaranthaceae.